Messenger RNA from Capsella rubella, 1573 nucleotides. RefSeq names its product arogenate dehydratase 3, chloroplastic. The record is from RefSeq and is a predicted model, not a curated record. NCBI's taxonomy places the organism in Eukaryota, Viridiplantae, Streptophyta, Magnoliopsida, Brassicales, Brassicaceae. Bases 205 to 1455 code for a protein of 416 amino acids. The transcript has a single exon. Gene Ontology annotation, biological process: L-phenylalanine biosynthetic process. Gene Ontology annotation, cellular component: cytoplasm; chloroplast. Gene Ontology annotation, molecular function: arogenate dehydratase activity; prephenate dehydratase activity.
UUAUCCUAGUUUCCCCACCAUUACUUUUUUACAUAAAACCAAAAUAAAAUAAAGAAGAAAUACAAAAGCAUAUGGUGGUGGUAGGUAAAGUAUGGUGAGAGGCACAAGAACACUCCACGCUCGUCUUCUCUUCUCCUAUAACAACAACACUCUCUUCUUCUCUAACCACUUCGUCUUCUUCUUCCUUCUCUUCAAACCAAAAAAAUGAGAACUCUCUUACCUUCUUCCCAUACUCCGGCGACGGUUACAACUCCUCGACGACGCUUCUUCAUACAUUCCGCUAAGAGAUCUGACUCUUUCACCAUUAAUUCAAGCAUCUCCGAUUGGCAAAGCUCCUGCGCUAUUCUCUCCAGUAAAGUCAAUUCACAACAACAAUCCGAAUCCCUAAUCCCCGCCGUCAACGGUUACAACAACUCCGCCGCUGGUUUCUCCGAUUUGAAUCUAGUACCAUUCGAUGACAAUAAUGACAACAGUAAGAUUCAAUCGAAGAAGAAGCCUCUUAGUAUUACAGAUCUAUCUCCAGCUCCGAUGCACGGAUCUAAUCUCAGAGUCGCUUAUCAAGGUGUUCCCGGUGCUUACUCCGAAGCCGCCGCUGGUAAAGCUUACCCUAACUGUCAAGCGAUUCCUUGCGAUCAAUUCGAAGUCGCGUUUCAAGCGGUUGAGCUUUGGAUCGCCGAUCGAGCUGUUUUACCUGUUGAAAACUCUCUCGGCGGUUCGAUUCAUCGGAACUACGAUCUUCUCCUCCGUCACCGUCUUCAUAUCGUCGGAGAAGUUCAGUUUCCGGUUCAUCACUGUCUCUUAGCUCUUCCCGGCGUACGGAAAGAGUUUCUCACUCGCGUUAUCUCUCACCCUCAAGGACUCGCUCAGUGCGAACACACGUUAACUAAACUCGGUCUCAACGUCGCGCGUGAAGCCGUCGACGAUACAGCCGGCGCCGCGGAGUUCAUCGCCGCGAAUAACAUCCGCGACACGGCCGCGAUCGCCAGCGCACGCGCGGCGGAGAUCUACGGGUUGGAGAUUUUGGAAGACGGGAUCCAAGACGACGCGAGUAACGUCACGCGCUUCGUGAUGUUAGCGCGUGAACCGAUCAUACCGAGAACUGAUCGGCCGUUUAAAACGAGUAUAGUGUUCGCGCACGAGAAAGGCACGUGCGUUUUAUUUAAAGUCCUCUCGGCGUUUGCGUUUAGGAACAUUAGCUUGACCAAGAUCGAGUCUAGACCAAACCAUAACGUUCCCAUUAGGCUAGUCGACGAGGCCAACGUUGGCACGGCUAAGCAUUUCGAGUACAUGUUUUAUAUCGAUUUCGAGGCUUCGAUGGCCGAGCCGCGAGCUCAGAACGCUCUAGCUGAGGUUCAGGAGUUUACAUCGUUCUUACGUGUUUUAGGGAGUUAUCCUAUGGAUAUGACUUCUUGGUCACCAUCAUCGUCGUCGUCAUCGUCUACAUUUUCAUUGUGACAUUAGUAUUAAUCGAAACCAAAGUGAUGAUUCAAUUGGUAAUGUAAAUUGGAAAUUGAAAGUUAUAAACUUGUUUUGAAGAAAAAUAAAUUAUUUAGUUCUCUAGUGACAAUCUUUU